CGGGGGUCCAGAGGGAUGGUACAUGUGCGCCGACAGCUCAAACGGAGGAUACGGUCAAACCAGCGACUUCCAAACACCUGUUAUGACCUCCAACGGACCACAAUGCAUUCUGGUCUUCUGGUACCACAUGAGCGGGUUCACCGUGGGAUCUCUGCAGGUGCUGCUGAAGUACGGAAACUCCACUCAUGAGGUCUGGUCUCAGUCUGGGAACCAGGGGAACAAAUGGAGACGAGGAGAAAUGUUUAUAGGCAUUGCAAACAACUUCCAGGUGGUGUUCAGGGCGAAGCGAGGAAUCAGCUAUAUGGGCGACGUGGUGAUCGAUGAUGUCACCUUCCUGCACUGCGUCCCCCCCCCCUCCUCAGGUGACCCCUGCACACCUGAGCAGUUCACCUGCAGGAACCAGAACUGCAUCUCCCAGGAUCAGCUGUGUGACUUCAUCGAUCACUGCGGGGACCAAUCAGACGAGGAGCCCUACAUCUGCCAAGGUUUCAGUUCUCGCUGCAGCUUUGAGUUCGAUCUGUGUUCGUGGCGUCAGAGUGGAAUGGAUGAUUUUGAUUGGCUGAUCAAAGCGGGCAGCACUCUUACAGGCGGCACGGGGCCAAUCAGUGACCACACCCUCAGAGACCCCUCCGGACACUACCUGUACCUGGAGGGCUCUUUCCCGCAGGCAGCAGGACAGUCCGCCCGAAUCUCAGGACCCCUGCUGAGCCGCCGCAGCGAACACUGCCAGGUGCGUUUCUUUGUGCACAUGUCAGGAGAAGGCAUCGGGACCCUCAGUGUGUUCAGAGGAGGUGAAGCACGAGGGUUUGAUCUGCUGGUGAACCUGACGGGGGAUCAGGGUCACGCCUGGCAGAGGAUGGAGGUCCAGCUGAGCCGCCAGGAAGAAGACUUCCAGGUGGUGUUUGAGGGCAAAGUGGGGAAAAACCCAAAGGGAGACAUCUGCCUGGACGACAUCAGCUUCUCCUCAGGGUGUCUGCUCGCUUCAGAAGAAGAAGAAGACAACACUCUUCCUCCUGCAGGCUCCUGUCCUCCAGGUUUCUUUCUGUGUGAAAAUGGCGGUUGCUUCUCUACGGCUCAGAGCUGUGAUUUCACGGAUGAUUGUGGCGACGGCUCUGAUGAAAUGCAUUGUGGGACUUCCUGCACCUUUGAGCACGGACGCUGUGGCUGGAAGAGCUCCGUGGCCGACAAUUUUGAUUGGACGCUGGGGAGGGGGUCUUUGAAAAGCAUCCGGCCGCCGAACGAUCACACGCUGAGCGACGAACGAGGUCAUUUCAUCUACCUGGAGGCCACACCUGUCGGCCUGAAAGGAGACAAAGCUCACAUCCGCAGCUCCGUUUGGAAACAGUCCGGCGCCAUCUGCAAGCUCUCCUUCUGGUACUACAUUUCCCACAAGGCACUGGGAACCAUCUGCCUGCUGAUCAAGACGGAGAACGAUCUGUGGGAGGCGUGGAACAAAUCGGGGCAUCAAGGGAACAAGUGGAACCGAGCUGAGGUUCCUCUGAGGAACCUGAGGAACUUCCAGGUGAUUUUUGAAGGGAUUCGAUCCAUGGACGUGAUCGGAGGAGCUUCACUGGACGACCUGGAGUUUAGAAACUGUUCCCCAAACGCUGUGCAGCCCCCCAGUUGUCCUGCCCUCUCAGACUUUGUGUGUGACAGUGGACACUGCAUCGAGUCUCACCUGGAGUGUGACAGCAAGGACGACUGUGCCGAUGGAUCGGAUGAGAAACACUGCGGCGUCUGUGACUUCAGCAUGGGAGCAGCGUGGUGGGAACACAGCUGUGGGUUGGACCAGGACUCUGAGGAUGAUUUUGAUUGGUCGAUCGGUCGUCACAGUGAGACUCCAGGAGCCGGACCUCAGAGUGACCACAGUCCAGGUGGUGAUGGGAGCUUCCUGUACAUCCACUCAGCCUAUCAGAGGGAAGGAGACGUUGCCAAGGUGACGACCAGCCGUCCGUUUCCCGCCAGCGUCGGAUUGUGUCGUGUUCGAUUCUGGUUCUUCAUGCACGGAUCAGACAGGAUGGGAACGCUGAAGGUCUUCACUUCUGGUCCCAGUGGCUCCAGCCUGCUGAUGUGGGCGGCUGCUGGUAACCAUGGAAACCAGUGGAGCUACGCUAACGUUAUCCUCUCCAACCCAGCAGAGUUCACAGUCUCUUUCCAGGCGGAGGUGGGGGGGGACAUGUGGACGGACAUCGCUCUAGACGACCUCUCUUUCACCACAGAGUGCACAGCAGGAGGUCCGGUGACCCCCCAGCCCUCGACCUGUUCUGGGGACCAGUACCAGUGCUUGUUCUCCCCUCAGUGCAUCCCAGAGAGCUGGAGGUGUGAUGGAGAGCUGGACUGUGGGGAUCAGUCUGAUGAAGACGAGUGUCCGGCGGUGGUUCCCGGCACUCUUCCUCCUCAGGGUCAGUGUGAAGACGGACAGUUCCAGUGUUUAAACGCUGUGUGUCUGCCGUCCGUCCUGCGCUGUGACGGCGUCUCCGACUGUCCACACGGAGAGGACGAGAACAGCUGCCCGGUGCUGCAGUGCAUGCUGGGAGAGCUGCAGUGUGAGACUGGUUCUGGUUGUAUUCCUUUCCAGAAACGCUGUGAUGGAUCUGCAGACUGUCAGCCGUUCCUCUCUGAUGAGUCCAGCUGCCACGAAUGUCCCCCUCUGUUCUGCCUGGAUCACGGCUCCUGCUCCGUGUGGGGAAACGGACCUGUUUGCAUGUGUUUUCCAGGCUGGACAGGAAACCGCUGCCAUGUGAAGGAGAAACCGGUGUUAUCUACCGUGACUCCUGAACCAGAGGACACCCAGCUGGUCUCUGUUUAUGUUGGCAUCGGCAUCGGGCUGCUGCUGCUCGUCGCUGGAUUCUCCGUCUGCACGCUGGUUUACCUCAAGAAAAGAUGCUGCCUAACAAAGCCAAAGAACUACGGCGUGAUGGAUAACGAAAGCUGUGAUUGGAGAGCAGAGCUCUCGUGCCAUGAUAGAUCCAGUUGUUGUCCAGGAGUUAAUAUCCCCAGCAGAAGGGACAUUCGGGGGCUUUCCAUCAGCGUUUACCCCUGGAGGAAGGAGGUGGAGGUGGAGCAGGGUUCCUCUAAGCUGUCCUUCGCCAACCCGCUGUACGAUCACCCUCCUGAGGGCAAGAGCUCUAAAGCAUAACAACAAAAGGACUUUAUAAGACACUGCAGAGGAUCCGGGUCCAUUGAGUUUAUCUUGAACCUGCUGAAGAAGAAUGUGAAUCCUGCUGCAUUGCUUUUGCUGAUUUACAACACAAUUAUUCAUUAAUAGUGUGAAAGAGUGUGAAAAUAAAAA
Molecule: messenger RNA, 3292 nt
Organism: Trematomus bernacchii (emerald rockcod)
Lineage: Eukaryota; Metazoa; Chordata; Actinopteri; Perciformes; Nototheniidae
Gene: malrd1
Product: MAM and LDL receptor class A domain containing 1
Cellular component (GO): membrane
Molecular function (GO): protein binding
Source: RefSeq, a predicted model, not a curated record